UGUUCUCUGAGGCUUAGCCGAACCCCAAAGUUAUAUUUUCGCGUUUUUUUAACGUAUACCUACGUAUUUCUUCCGGAAUCGAAUCCGACUCACGAUGAAUUUGUUUCUCUCGCACGAGUUUCGUAGCUGCGCCUAAUUUCUGUUCUCCACCUCUAGUACCUCUCUUUUCAACUUCACCUGGUCAUCGUGAAUGCAUUCGAGGAUUUGAGUCUGCCCGGGGAUCGCCCAUUUGUUUUGGUAACUACACAACAAAAUGACGGAUUUCUCGCGUGCCCAGGAGCUCUACAUCGACGAGCGGUACCAAGCCUGCGUGGACUUGCUGUAUGAGAGUGCACAAGUCCCCUUCCCCCUCAUUUGUAUUGCAUGAGCAGCAAUACAGGGAGCCUGUGCAUUACAAAUUCAUGCGCCUCGUGUAGUACUGUUUGCGCUUCCGGAAUCUGUCAUGCAAACAGUGCACAGGUGGGAAGCACAAGCACGUGGAGUUGGUGUUUUGCAUGACAAAUGUGGGGCAGGGGGAGUUGUGCACUGUCAUAUGCUGCCAGACCCUCCCACAACUCCCGCAGAGAACCUCCCGGAAACUACAACUACUACAUGGAAGUUUUUCAAGUUGCGCGGGCUCGCAAAGUACCAGCUCGGUGACUGGAAGAACGCGGAGCUUGAUUUGGAGAAAAGCCUCGAGCUUUUCCACCAGGCGAACAACGGUGCUUCCACAAACGCCUCCCGGAAGGGCGACGCGGAGCUGACACCGGAAUUGGAUUUUUUGAACUUGUCGUUGGGGAAAACGUGCUUUUACGCGAAGAAGUACGACGCAGCCAUGAAGUACUUCGGGAAAACGGACCACAAGCUGUGGCAGAGCAAAGUGUCGGCGGCCAUGAGCGGAUCGGUUUUGCCGCUCAAGAACUUCCUGCCGCCCGCAGGAACCGCGGCCGCGGCGGCGUCCUCUAGUACAACUUCGGGGCAAGGGCAACGCACCGCCACCGCUUCCGUACCGCCGGCGAACAAGGCGGAAGUCGUAAACAAGUCGAAACUUCCUGCUUCUGCAAAACCCGCGGACGCGAAAAACAAGGGGCUGGACAACGGACACGACGAGGAGGACGACGAAAUCGAGGUAGAGGAAUUAGAACCAGCCGCACCGUACCAAAUGCAAAUAUGUCAUCUGGGUCUGGAAGAUUGCGAGAUUUGUAUUGCUGAACUCGCAUGCCCGUGAACUCUGUGGUGCAUGGUGUGGAAUAGGGCCAACCCUCUGUCAUACAAAAACGCGAUUUGUGGUGCGGGUUACGCAUGAAAUAACUGCUCAAAAAUUUCUCAUGCAUGGCUGCGUAUGAGGGUCAGUUUGCGAUGCAGGAAUUAGCAUCGCAAGUUUCCAGACCCAAAGGACAUAUUUGCAAUGCAUACACCGCCGCUGAAGCCAAUCCGCCACGAGUGGUACCAGAACAACGAUUUUGUGAUGGUGUCGGUGUAUCUGAAGAACCUGCCGAAGGUAUCCUAUGUAAAAACGUCUCCACACCAUAUUCAAGAUGGGAAAUCUGCAACACAAAUCUCCAAGUUUUGGGAGUUCUGCAUGACAAGUCUCCAUCUGCAGUGUAGUGCUGGUUAGCAAGGAAAGCCGCAUGAGAAAGCCAUUUCCUGUUUACAGCAUUCCAAAUUCCAAAACUCGACUGGAAGUGGCUCUCAAGGAGAUGCGCAUUACAAAUGGUCCUGUCAUUGCACAUUGGCAUGACAACUCUUGAAAAGGGACGUUUUUACACAGGAUAGAAGGACCAAAUCAGGGUGAGUUUUGAGGAGAAUCGGUUUGUAGUGGAAAACCUGCGGGUGGAGUCAGAUGCGAUGUUUGAAAAGGAAAAACUGUUCGAAAGAACCCUGGCGGUGCAGCUCUUCACCGAGAUCGUACCAGAGGAAUGCGUGGUGGACCAUGGGAGCGUAUUUACUUACGUUGGGUUUUUCCUCAUGCUUCGUGCUUGUUCCAUCUCAAUGCAUGCUUUGUGAUUUUUCUGUUUGUCUGUACUCUAUCAAUCGAAUAUAAACUGUUGCUGUUUUUCACAAUGCAAUGAUGUAGCCUGCUUUAUUUCCUUUUUUUUUUCCGUCGUUCUCGUGAAAGAACCGGAACCUUUCUCAUCUCUUCCCCCGAACAACCCCCACAGGUUAAGAUCGAGUUGAAACUGAAGAAAGCCGUCCCGGGGCUGCAGUGGAGCGGGCUGACGCCGGAGGCUAAGCAGGUGAACGACAAACCGUUGGCGUAUCCGACCUCCAAUGCGAAAAAGAACUAUCAAGAGGAAAAUUCCGGCCCUUCCCCAUAUAAAAACGAAGUUUCUGAUGCUGGAUAUGCGUACACAAAUCAGCUUUGUCUUGCUGGAGAGGACUUGCAGGCAAAUAUCAAGGCCCAGUAGUGAGGUUUUGGCCUAGGCGCUUAGUCGAUGAAAAACGUCUGUGCUGUAGGCCCAACAGCAUCGCAAACCGCCUGCAUAAUGCCGCGGAGCCUGUGGGGUUGCCUGCUCGCAAGACAGGCGCGAUUUGUGGCCACAGAUCAGCAACACAAAUUCUCGGAAACGUACCGCGUCAAUAUGGGGAAGGGGGGCGGUUCCUCGCGAUAAGAACAAGUGGGUGACCACCGUGGACGACGACGAGGACGAGAAACCGCAGGGCGACGUAUGCCAUGCAAAUAUGUGUGUGUCUGGAAUAAACUUGUGAUGGCAGUUUGCGAAACACCAGCAACCUCCAAUAUGGGGACAGGCAUGACAAGUUUCUGAGCGAGGACUAGGUCAUCUUGCGUAAACUGCAUGAGAAACUGCGUUCACAAAAAAAAAUAGCUUGUUGGUAGCGCAACAUGCAUGACAGAUCUUUCUUUCCUGUCAGCAGAGCAUUACAAAGUCCUGCAAUUACUUAUCUACUUCCAGACCCAGACAUGUUUGCACUUGAUACGACGAGGCUCUGAACAAAUUGUUUAAGGAAAUUUACGGUAAUGCAACCGACGAAACAAGAAGAGCGAUGGUACAGGGCAUGGUGUACUAUGAUGUUACUAGGAAAAUAAAAAUUUGGUGUUCCAUAAACGGUUUGAUUUCAAAAAUUAAACCGCACCUCAGCGACGGGCUUUUAUGUACUUGAGCAAAUUGCUUUCUUUUUUAUCAGGUAAAAUCGUUCCAGACCAGUGGGGGCACCGUGCUUUCGACAAAUUGGGACGAGGUGGGGAAAGCAGAUUACGAGGGAAAAGACCGCCCAGACGCGCCGCAGGGACAGAGUUGGAAGAAAUGGUAGAGCGUGCAUUUAUUUUGGGGCAGCAUCAGCUGCAUUGUUGGAAAAUCAAAAUUCCAUUCUGAGCGGUGCAAGAAAACAGGCUCGUUCUUUGUAACAACAGACCAUUCUGUCUCUGCUCAUCUCUAAAAACCAAAGCGAGUACGACCGGUCAUCUCCAUAUCGACUUUUUUGUACCGGAAAAAAUUAAACUGGACAUCACGAACCGCACUUUCUUCAAAGGCGAUUCAGUGACUACUUAGAGGAAGCC
Messenger RNA from Amoebophrya sp. A120, 3499 nucleotides. Lineage: Eukaryota; Dinophyceae; Syndiniales; Amoebophryaceae. The record is from the annotation of a GenBank genome assembly.